GGCCGAGGCGCCCCGGACAAGGGCGGGGCCGGCGGCGCUAGGGUUAAUGUCCGCCCCGCCCCGGCCGCGCUGACUCAGUUUCACCAGAAACUAGGGGGAGGAGGUGGCGGAUCUGCAGCGCACCCCGCACCUAGGCGGAAGCCGGACCGGAGCCGCGCAGGAAGCAGAGACCGGAACCUGAACAGGCCGGGCUCCACCCCACUCACCUGCGCAGGUCUCUAGUACCCUUGGAGCCCAGAAGCCCGUGCUGUGAAGGUGACCCCAGUGAGGAGGAGGGCGACGGCCACUGGGAAGACGAUGGCUGGCGCCCAGCUCUCCCAGACCCGCAUCCCAGCGGUCGCCCUGUGGCUCCUGUGCGCUCUCGGCCUCCCUGACACCGAUGCGGGGCCGCCUCCCAUGCCCCCCGCGCUGCGGACUGGAGACGCCUGUCUGGACCGCUUUACCCCCGGGGUGUUCGCUUUCGUGCUCAACACUGAAGCCUCAGUCAGCAACGGGGCCACCUUCCUGGGAUCCCCCACCGUGCGCCGCGGCCGCGACUGCGUGCGCGCCUGUUGCACCACGGAGAACUGCAACCUAGCGCUGGUGGAGCUGCAGCCCAAGGGAGGGGAGGACGCUAUCGCCGCCUGCUUCCUCUUCAACUGCCUUUACGAGCAGAACUUCGUGUGCAAGUUCGCGCCCAGGGAGGGCUUCAUCAACCACCUCACGCGCGAGGUUUACCACUCCUACCGCGAACUGCGGACCCAGGGCUUUGGAGGGUCCCGGAUCCCCAAGGUCUGGGCAGGCAUAGACUUGAAGGUACAGCCCCAAGAACCCGUGGUGCUGAAGGGUGUGGAGAACACAGAUUGGCACUUACUGCAGGGUGACACGGACGUCAGGGUAGAGAGGAAUGAUCCAGACCAGGUGGAGCUGUGGGGACUCAAAGAAGGUAUCUACAAAUUCCAGCAUGCAAUGGCCAGCUUAGACCAGCCAGAGAGCAUGACCAACGUCACGAUCACAGUCACCGUGCUGUCCACCAAGCAGACAGAAGACUAUUGCCUCGUACCCAAAAAAGUGGGCCGCUGCCGUGGUUCCUUCCCCCGCUGGUAUUACAACCCCACAGAACAGAUCUGCAAGAGUUUCGUUUAUGGAGGUUGCUUGGGCAACAAGAACAAUUACCUUCGGGAAGAAGAAUGCAAACUAGCCUGCCACAAUGUACGAGGCCCUUCCAUAGAAAGGAACCAUCCAGUGUGCUCUGGCACCUGUCACCCUCCUGAGUUCAACUGUAGCGAUGGCUGCUGCAUUGACAGCUUCCUGGAAUGUGAUGGCACUCCCGACUGCCCUGACGCCUCUGAUGAGGCCACCUGUGAAAAAUACACCAAUAGCUUCGAUGACCUUCAGAGAUUUCCUUUCCCUGGUGACAAAGGGCACUGUGUGGACCUGCCAGACACAGGCCUCUGCAAAGAGAACAUCCCACGCUGGUAUUACAACCCCUUCAGUGAACGCUGUGCCCGCUUUACCUAUGGUGGUUGUUAUGGCAACAAGAACAACUUUGAAGAGGAACAGCAGUGUCUUAAGUCCUGUCAUGGGAUCUCCAAGAAGGAUGUGUUUGGUCUUCGGCGGGAAAGCCCCAUUCCCAACGUAGGCUCCGUGGAGGUGGCCAUUGCAGUGCUCCUGACUACCUGCAUUGUGGUGAUGGUUGCCAUCCUGAGUUACUGCUUCUUCAAGAACCAGAGAAAGGACUCCCACAGAUACCAUCAUGGCCACCGCCACCCCCCACCCGCUACCCCCACCAGCUCCACCAUCUCCACCACCGAGGACACAGAGAACCUGGUCUAUAACCAUACCACUCGACCCCUCUGAGCCUGGGGCUUGCCUUGGCCCUUCAGCCUGUGGCUCUCUCCAGCUCUCACCUGGCCCUGCUUCCUCCUGUCAAGACGAGGCCUGGGCUGGUAAAGACUUUGGGAUCAGACCCCUCCAGCCUGUUUCCCAGGCCCACUCUGCCUAAGAAGCCAGGGUUCUAGCCUCUCUCAGAUAUAGCUCAGUUAAGCUCAGGCUGCUUGUUCCUGAGAAAGCUCCAGCAUCCGAGAGGAGCAGAAAACCUUUGAGCCAGGACUCCCACACACAGAUGGACCUGCCUGCCUAGGAUUUCAGAAGAAGUGGGAGUUUUGUUUCCUGGUCAAACCUGCCUGCCCCACACCAUGGUGUUGGGAAGGGGUCUGGGUGGUGUCAGAAGCUAGAGGCCCCAACCCUGUCCUCCAGAGCUACCUCUCCCACUCUGUACAGUCCAGAGCUGGGGGAAGGUCUUCCCUAUAUAUUUUGUGCUAUACAGAGUUCUCUUUUGUUUAUUUAAUGCCGUGAGGGUGAAUGAGAGGACAAUCUGACCUCUGCUGCCUCUUCUCCUUCCCCCAGGAGAGAGCCCCAACUUGGCCUGGCCUGGCCUGGCUUGGUCUUGGACUCAGAUCCAGAGGUGCUCCAUCCUCCCUGUACCUCCCAGGGCUCUUCAGCACCAAACCCCCAGCUGCUCUCCAACUUCCUACAGACCCCAAUCCACCCACAGUGUAAUAAAAUGGUUUGUUCUGUGA
This is a messenger RNA of Pteropus alecto (black flying fox), 2561 nucleotides long. It is a transcript of the gene SPINT1, whose product is annotated as serine peptidase inhibitor, Kunitz type 1. Lineage: Eukaryota; Metazoa; Chordata; Mammalia; Chiroptera; Pteropodidae. Gene Ontology annotation, molecular function: serine-type endopeptidase inhibitor activity; protein binding. Bases 298 to 1839 code for a protein of 513 amino acids. The transcript is spliced from 11 exons. The record is from RefSeq and is a predicted model, not a curated record.